Molecule: messenger RNA, 1323 nt
Organism: Penicillium argentinense
Lineage: Eukaryota; Fungi; Ascomycota; Eurotiomycetes; Eurotiales; Aspergillaceae
Gene: aspB
Product: septin AspB
Exons: 4
Coding region: 1-1323 (440 amino acids)
Biological process (GO): cytoskeleton-dependent cytokinesis
Cellular component (GO): cell division site; cytosol; septin ring
Molecular function (GO): GTPase activity; GTP binding; molecular adaptor activity
Source: RefSeq, a predicted model, not a curated record
AUGUUUAAUUUAGCUUCGCCGACUGCGAAUGGUUCUCCUGUCGCGUCUCGCGACUCCCCCACCCCCAGCAGCGGACAGGAGUCGCCUUUCGUCGAGCGCAGCAACCCCAUGGGUUCCGGCAAUGCCCAGACUGUCAGCUCUCGCGACCCCAAGGCUGUCGCCCAGGCCGCUACCGAUAUGAAGAACGUUGUCCGCCGCAAGCUCACCGGAUACGUUGGUUUCGCCAACCUGCCCAACCAGUGGCACCGCAAGAGUGUCCGUAAGGGAUUCAACUUCAAUGUCAUGGUUGUCGGUGAAUCCGGCCUCGGAAAGUCGACCCUCGUCAACACUCUGUUCAACACCUCCCUCGCCGACAUCGAGGAGAACGGAGUCCGCCUCCGCCUGAGUGUUAUUGACACUCCGGGCUUCGGUGACUUCGUUAACAACGAUGACUCCUGGCGACCUAUUGUCGAGAACAUCGAGCAGCGCUUCGACACCUACCUCGAGGCCGAGAACAAGGUCAACCGCAGCAACAUUGUCGACAACCGCAUCCACGCCUGCGUUUACUUUAUUCAGCCCACCGGUCACUCUCUGAAGCCUCUGGACAUCGAGGUGAUGCGCCGCCUGCACACCAAGGUCAACCUGAUCCCCGUUAUCGCCAAGGCCGAUACUCUGACCGACGAGGAGAUUGGCAACUUCAAGCAGCGCAUCCUUGCCGAUAUCCAGCACCACUCGAUCCAGAUCUUCGAGGGUCCCCGCUACGAGCUCGACGACGAGGAGACCAUUGCUGAGAACCAGGAGAUCAUGUCCAAGGUUCCCUUCGCCGUUGUCGGUGCCAACUCCGAGGUUACUGCUGCCGACGGCCGCAAGGUCCGUGGCCGUAGCUACCCCUGGGGUACCAUCGAGGUCGACAAUGAGGAGCACUGCGACUUUGUCAAGCUGCGCCAGAUGCUGAUCCGCACCCACAUGGAGGAGCUCAAGGAGCACACCAAUAACUUCCUGUACGAGAACUACCGCUCCGACAAGCUCACCCAGAUGGGUGUCGCCCAGGACCCGAGCGUCUUCAAGGAGGUCAACCCGGCCGUCAAGCAGGAGGAGGAGCGUGCUCUGCACGAGCAGAAGCUGUCCAAGAUGGAGGCCGAAAUGAAGAUGGUCUUCCAGCAAAAGGUAUCCGAGAAGGAAAGCAAGCUCAAACAGAGCGAAGACGAACUGCACGCCCGACACCGCGAGAUGAAGGAACAGCUAGACCGGCAGCGCCAGGAACUAGAGGAAAAGAAAUCCCGCCUCGAAAGCGGACGCCCUAUCGAAGAAAAGGGCAAGCGCAAGGGUUUCUCCCUUCGCUAA